AUGAUUCAAAUGUCUGCCGACCGCUUUGAGCUGAAACGGGAAUACACAGUUCUUGAGGAUGAUGACAAUGAUGAGCAGAAGGAUGUUGGAUAUGAGGAUUUGAAUGUUGAAUUGGAAGUCAACUAUAUCAGUGACGAGGAGGAUUUAGGUGGAUUUGAGGAUGAUGAUGGGGAUGACGGGCUCAACCUUCCUCCAAUGCAGUCUUACCAGCGAUGUUCUGCUAUUCAUCCAUCACUCACAAAUCCACAAGCUCAUUCCACAACAAGCCAGCCAGAAGUUUCAAUCCCACAAUCUCAUCCCACAACAACGCGACCACGUCGCGUUAUCCAUGAACCAGGAUAUUUUCAUCGGCUUGAUAAGGGUAAAUAA
Molecule: messenger RNA, 369 nt
Organism: Aspergillus glaucus CBS 516.65
Lineage: Eukaryota; Fungi; Ascomycota; Eurotiomycetes; Eurotiales; Aspergillaceae
Exons: 1
Coding region: 1-369 (122 amino acids)
Source: RefSeq, a predicted model, not a curated record